AUGCUAAUUUUGGGAUCUGAGAGGGGAGAUCGCUCGCUCGGUUUGCAACCCCCAAAGAAGUGGGUAACAGACCCAGUGCCAGCUUCCCACAAUGGCUUCAAGAUUCUCAAUGACACACCGGACACCAAGAUUGAGUACGAUGAACCGACCUUUGUCAUGUUCCAAGACACCAAAGCGCCUCCAGAGCGCCUUUCAGUACAUCAAGAUAUGGCGAGCAGCUCCAUAUCAACGCCUGUAAUGGUUGGGCCAGAUUCUGAAGUCGGGACCACGGGCUUGAUUAAAACUAUAAUGCAUGUGGACCGAUCGAAAGAGCCACUCAACGAUCGUUCAAAGGCUUGCAUUGCAGAGGAAAAGCCUCUGGUAUAUGUACCAAGUAACGACGCGCAAGAGGUCUGCACAUUGACAACGGGCCAAUCACUUGCAUCAGGCUUUGGGCCGGGACUGGAUCAUCGAUCUGCCAAUAUGGAUUACAAGAAGAAAUAUGAUGGUAGAUCCGUUACUGUUUCCUUGACGUCUAUAGAUGUGAGAAGGCUCGAUUCAGCUGCAGCAUAUUUGAAAGAGAUGCAAACUCCGCUCAAGAAUCCACCUCCAACCGAUAGUACAGGAAAAACAACAAUAAUUUUUAAUGAACAGGUUGAGAGGAUUUCUCUACCAAUAUAUCGUUAUACAAAGGCAAGCAUCAAACCACUUCUAACACUGAGGGCUCAGAACUUUACUGGAAUAGUUUUCAAAGCGAUUCCGGAUGAUGCUACGUACCUAUCGGCAGCAAUGGCUAUAGUCCCUAUGGUUUACGGGUGCGCUCAUCUUGGAGCGCUUUCUAUCAUCUUUCCAAGCGAGAUAGAGCGCUUGUUGUGGAAGAUAUCGUGCUAUUAUCUAAUAGCUGUAGCCACCGGCUUUGGCAUAUGGUCUCUAGUGAAAUAUGGCGAUGCACAAAUUGCGCAUGCCCUCGGAUGGGAAGAGACCCCGCUGGACAAGUGGGAAAUUUUCAAAACAUACUAUGGCGAUAGGUGUAAAGGGAUUACUGAUGCUCCUCUAUCUUGGACUAUCAGCAUACGUUGGGGCAAGAAUGUAUCUGGUGAUUGA
This is a messenger RNA of Botrytis sinoallii, 1083 nucleotides long. RefSeq lists its product as uncharacterized. Bases 1 to 1083 code for a protein of 360 amino acids. The record is from RefSeq and is a predicted model, not a curated record. The transcript has 2 exons. NCBI's taxonomy places the organism in Eukaryota, Fungi, Ascomycota, Leotiomycetes, Helotiales, Sclerotiniaceae.